Centruroides sculpturatus (bark scorpion) is the source of this 3883-nucleotide messenger RNA. Its product is annotated as regulation of nuclear pre-mRNA domain-containing protein 2-like. The transcript has 10 exons. Gene Ontology annotation, biological process: mRNA 3'-end processing. The coding region runs from base 182 to 3322 and encodes 1046 amino acids. Gene Ontology annotation, cellular component: RNA polymerase II, holoenzyme. The record is from RefSeq and is a predicted model, not a curated record. Gene Ontology annotation, molecular function: RNA polymerase II complex binding. NCBI's taxonomy places the organism in Eukaryota, Metazoa, Arthropoda, Arachnida, Scorpiones, Buthidae.
CGUAGCGAGUGUGUUGCGAUUCUAUAGCUGUGGAUGAAACAAAAUUAACGAUAUGAAAAGUGAGUUAUUUGUGCAUUAAAUGUCCGAAAAGGUCGAAAACGAUGUUUAUGGCGUUAUAAGUAUCAUUUGAUACCGUAUUAAGAUGCAAGAGGUUUAUGAAUAAGUUAACCUUGAUGUAGCAAUGGCAAGUUCUAAGUUAAAUGAAGAGAAAUUGGAGAAGAAAUUUCAACUUGUCACAAAUUCUCAAGAUAGUAUCCAAACAUUGUCCUUAUGGAUAUUAUAUCACAAGUCACAGCACAAGAAAAUCGUUGACAUAUGGCUUAAAACAUUAAAGAAAUCAAAAGUUUCACACAGAUUAGUUUUAUUAUACGUGGCAAAUGACGUCAUUCAGACAUGCAAAAAGAAAUCCGCUCCGCAAUUUGCAGAAACUUUUGCAGAAAUACUAGCUGAAGCUACGUUAUUAAUCAGAGAUGAGAAGAUUCGGCCGAUGGUCGAACGUGUUUUUAACGUCUGGGAUCAGAGGAGUGUUUACAGUUCGGAGUUCAUUGACGAGCUGCGUGGAAUUUUAUCUAAUCCUAAAGUUCAAUCUGUAUCUCACAAAUUUGUCGCUGAGUUCAAGCCUCAAAAAGUAAUGGAAAAGAUAAGGAAAAUUAAGAAAAUAGAACUGGAAAGUGUUACCAAAUUAUCUGCCUGCAGCUCAUCUAAACUCGACUGUUCUUCAUCUGAUAUAAUUUACCAACUAAAAGAUAGGACGCAUGGGCAGCAAAUUGUUCACGAAUUUGAUGAAGCUGUUCGUUGUCUCCAAGAAUAUAUUCAAAUUGUAGAAAAAGAACUUUACGAAAGAACACAAUUGAUUGAACUUUUGGAGAAAGGAGAAACAUUUUAUAAUGCGCAGAAUGGUGAAGUGAAAGUAGUUGCAAAUGCCUACAGAACAUUUAGUGGCCGAGUAAAGAAUCAGAAGAAGAAAUUAGAUGAAUUAAUUUCAACAAUACCUAGCCCUGUUCCAUCACCCUGUCCGGAUGCACCCUCGCCUACUAACAGUGAUGAAGGACCAUUACUGUCUCCCUUGCUUGAAAGUAAAUCCAAGUUUGAAGAUGAAGAACCUCCAGAAGAAAAACCAGUGAAAGUUCCCAUUCAAGAAACUAAAUCUCCUAAACAACCACCAAUCGAAAUCGUUCUGCCGCAGAAUAAGCAGUUGCAGUUGCCAAAACAAACCAUGACACCACCACUUGUGGCAAAGCAGUCUCCUCGACCAGGUGGUCUAGAAGAAUCUGCAUCAGGAAUGACAUCUUGGAUUGGAACAUUCAAUACUAAUAAUCCGACAUUUACCAAAACCUUCAGUUUGGAUCCCAGAAUAUCACAAAACAGUAGUCUCGAGACUCGUCUUUCAAGUCUUAUGGAAAACAUUCCUAAUCUACCAACAAUAUUUAAGAGUUCGGUAUUCGAAAAUCAGACCCCGAGCACUGGAAGCACUCCCGUUCGUGUGGACCUUUCCAAUAUUAAUUCACCGGCUAGGCAGAUGCCGUCUUAUCGUGAAAAUCAAUCUGAUAUUGGGGAACUGGGCACACCCGUCAACGAUGAGAACCGAAGGGAUGCAACUCCGGUUGAGGAUGAGGAUACGAGAUUUUCUGGUAGUAAUGCCUUACCUCAGGUAGUUUCGGUAGUUUCUAGUCUUACGAGUGAUGAUUUGCAUCAGAGUCUUUUGAAAAGUUUGACUCAUCUUCAGCAAAUAUCGGCAGUGAAUCCGCCGACAAGUAAUAUUCCUCCAAUGAUUUCUGAAUCAUACAGUAUGGGAAUGUCAAAUGCUCGGCCAAAUAUGGGUGGCGGUUAUCCACAAACUCUCCCGCCAAUGCAUAAAAAUUCACCCCCUAAUUCUCCAUUAUACAUGAAGUCGAUGCCAAACAAACAGCUGUUUAGUACUACUGACAGAAAUAAUUCAUCCAAUAUUUACACUUCUAAAAAUAUGCCUUUUCCAACACACCCUAUGCAACAACCAAAAAUUGCCUCCACUCCUUUAUUUAACAAAACUGAAUCUGUGACUGGUAUAUUCAGCAAAGCAGAGUCGACACCUAGUAUUUUUAGUAAAACAGAUUCAGGAUCAAUGAUCUUCAGCAAAGCAGAACCCACAACAGUAUCCUACAAUAAAACAGAUCCUGCACCGAUAUCAUACAAAACAGAACCGUCACCAAUGAUGUUUAGUAAAUCAGAGUCGGCACCACUCAUGUAUAAUAAAACUGAUUCAACCUCUGUUAUGUUCAGUAAAUCAGAAUCGACACCAUCUAGUUAUCCAUUUGCAUCUGGAGAUACAGACGAAAGAUAUAUGCAUGCUUCGCCUAAAGUGGAUCACGACAGAUAUUUACACACUUCACCUAAACAGGAGCAAAAUGUUUCACAGUCAGAUUUCAAUGCUGAAGAAGAAAAUUUGGAACCGAUGGAUAUGGAUAUUGGUGAAUCAGAUGAAGAAGAUAAUUCGGUUCCUACCAUUCAAGAAUCUUUACCUCAGACUAAUGUCGAUAUUGAUUUAAGAGUCCCGCCUCCGAGUCAAAUAAUGUCUAGUUCAUCCACAUCUUGGUCGAGUAAUAUUCAUACAAAUGUCAGUAAUAUCACAACCAUACCGAUUUCUUCAAAUUCCUCUAAAAGUGAUCAUGAUAUUUCCUCGAAAUCCAAUUCUCAACCGGUUGAAUCUCUUCCUUCACAGUGUGCACCAAUUCAAAGUAUAAAAAGUUUGGCCGACAAGCCUGUAGGAAGUUAUGAUAUAUUUGAGAAAAAUAUUUCUGACGUGCCUCCUAUAGAGACAAAAAGUUAUAAUGAUGAAGACAUGAGACAGGAUAAUAGAAACUUUCCAGAUCGAAUCCAAAAUGACGAGAAUAAAGUUUCUAUAUCUCAGGCUCAACCUGUUAAUAAAACUGAAGUGAAUUACUUUUCAGAAGAUUAUGAUGAUAGACAGACUAAUGUUGAAAACAAUGCAGCACAACCUAAAGUCGAUGUACCAUUAGAUGGUAACAGAAUACAAACUGUUCAGUCAGUUCGAGUCGAUAACAGUGAAUGGGAUUGGAAUAAAGAACUCUGGGAACAGAGGCCAUCUCCUCCCACUUCGAACAGACGAAGAGGACAAUCAUUUUACGACCGGAGAUUUCCCUCUCCCAGUUAUCAGCAAAGAUUUCCGCAAGAUCCGUAUCAUCCAUCAUACCAUCCUAGAAAUCAGUGGAACUCUCACGAUUCUGACUAUCGUCGUCACUACAAUCCUCCACCUUUCAAUCCUCGUUUUCCACCACCAAUUGCUGGCAUGAGAGGAAACUUUCCACCACGAUAUCCAAUGUGAAUCAUCACUGUGUUUGUCUGCAUCAUCACCGUUCUCGUAACAUUGCAUUGAUCGGUAAUGCACAUCCGGUUAACUCUUUACAUAGAACGUGCUACAUAAAAUGAUCAACUUUAUCAAAUAUUUUAGCAUAUACAAAUGUGAAAAAUUACGGAUGACCAUCUUGCAUCAUACGGUUAGCAUCGUGCAAAAUCGAACAACAUUUGUAUCAGUAAUUUUAGGAUCCGAAUCAGACCUACCGGUAAGUAGCGUGCCAUCAUUUUAACAUUAGGUCAAGACAAAGGAAAACGAAUUUAAAACACUGGAUGGCAUCUUUUAUUGCAUGAAUGAACUUUGUUUUAUUUUUUCGUUACUGCAGCUGAGAAUUACAUGGAUCCAAAAUUAUUUUGACGGCUUUUAUUUCAUCACAAAAUCAAAUGAAUGGAUUUAGUGGAGAUUGUCAUGAUACCAGAAUGAACUAUCACACAAUUUAUCCAUUUCCAUUGUUUAGUAAUGCUAGUAUUGUAUUUUGAAUUGUGAGAUAUUUACAUAUUAAAAAAUAAAUCUGUACAUCAGAAAUACAAA